Entrophospora candida is the source of this 690-nucleotide messenger RNA. The record is from the annotation of a GenBank genome assembly. Lineage: Eukaryota; Fungi; Glomeromycota; Glomeromycetes; Entrophosporales; Entrophosporaceae.
AUGUUAUCAACAUCUUUUUUUGGAAAUAGACAAUUUAUUCGAAAGCUUCAUAUUCCUAGCCCUUUACCUUAUGAUAUAACAGAAGGAAUUGAUCCAUUAUUUGAUGUGGAUAAUUUUGCAGAAAUAUGUAAUUAUCGAGCCAUGCUUAUUGAGAAAUUAAAUUCGCUUGUAUCUGAUACAGAAUUUCAAAAUGAUAAUACAUACAGGAUCAUAAUGAGAACAGCACAAAUACCAUCACAUGCUUUAUUAUUUAAUUAUGCAUCUCAAUCAUGGAAUUUAGAUUUUUUUCUUCAAAGUUUAUUCACAAACAUGGCAUUAGCAAUAUUUGGUUCUGGGUGGACUUGGCUUGUCAAAACAGAAUAUGAUACACUUUGUGUUGUCAAUACAUACAAUGCAGAAGAUCCAAACAAUCAUCCAUCAAGAUUUAAUAAAACAUCAGACAAGGAUGACAUAAAUCAAAAACAAGACACUUUAACACCUAGUAAUCAACCAUUACCACCUCCAUUAAUAAAAUUAAGCAUGGAACUACCACAUAAUAGUCGACUAACACCACUUUUGUGUCUAAAUGUUUGGGAACAUGCCUACGUUAAACAAUAUGGAAUUCUGAACAAAUCCUUGUAUAUUGAAAACUUUUGGAAAUGUAUUAAUUGGGAAGUUAUAAAUAAUAGGUUUGGAGAUGUGUCAUCAUAA